CUUUACUUCAAGUGGCACACUGCUGUCUCCCUCAUCUUCAGAUGGACGGAUGGCUACGAUAGGUCGGUCAUCUCAGAGAUGGGAAAUCAUGUGUUGGGGAAAGCGCUGUGUCGUGUGGGUGUGGCGUCGUGGUGGCUGUCCGAGUGGUGCAGCAGCACCGGGGGCACGCUGAACGCACGGUUCGACGCCAAAUGCGAUAGAGACACGGGGCCGCUCGGGUGCGGGUGCGACUGCUGCUGCUGCACACACGCAACACAGCCAAACCGACACACGCAGAGAGAGAGAGAGAGAGAGAGAGAGGAUGAUUCAGACCUUUCAGACUUCGUGUCUCGUGCCGUGCGUGGCAUGAAUACCACGUUCAUGACAGAUGCGGCCGAUGCGCGCAUCAUCGGACACGACACCGGCAGCUGAGUGGGCGGAGGGGGAGGAGGGGGUGCGACACGGGCCACAGCUCCCACCGAUGCCGCGGAAGGCCCCCCUCCCCCGCUCCCACCUCCCUCCCCUACCUGAAUCACACCCGCCGGCUGCUGCUGCUGCUGCUGCUGUUGGUGCUGCUGUCUGCUCACCACCCUCACCGCCAAUUCGGCCUCCUGCAUUAUCUCCCACGGCGACUUCUCGCUCACAGGCGACAGCAGCACCCGCCCGCCAGGCGAUACCGACGGCGUCCCCGGCGAUGAGGAGCCCGUCUGCUGCCCGUUGGUCGGGAAGAAAUAAACCACUGGUGGCGGGGCGAGACUCAUUGCGCUCGGGACACCCCCCCCAGCGGCCCCAACAGCAGCAACCGAAGCCGCCUUGCUCUGUGGGCCUGCUCCUGGCGCCGCAGAGGGCCCGACCUGAUAUUGCUGGUAUUGGUGAUGAUACCGGACGGCACUCGGCCUGCCCUGGGCCUCGGGGGAGGCCACUGGGCUGGCCUCGAUGGUGGGGUCCUGGCAGAUGGCGCUUGAGUGCCUGCGGUGGAUGUUGGAGGCGUCCCCUUCAUGUUGCUGCUGAUGGGGGAAGUUUGGUGGCCGGGACGGCGCGCCCAUGGGCGUGGGAGUACCUGGAAGCGGCUCCAUCGCUUCUCAAUUCCGAGCUCGCAGUCGACUGG
Messenger RNA from Vitrella brassicaformis, 1087 nucleotides. The record is from the annotation of a GenBank genome assembly. Lineage: Eukaryota; Vitrellaceae.